AUGGUUCAGUCCGGCAAGGGGAUCCUGGCGGCGGAUGAGAGUCUGCCCACCAUCGCCAGGCGAUUUGCCGGCAUCGGUCUUGAGUCCUCGGAACAGACGCGGCGCGACUAUCGUGCCCUGUUGGCAGAGACAGACGAUCUGGAGCGGCAUGUCAGCGGCGUCAUCCUGUUUGAAGAAACCCUCGAUCAUAAGGUCUCUGAUGGCCAAACGAUUCCCCAUGCUCUGCAGGCCAGAGGCAUCGUGCCUGGGGUGAAAGUUGAUAAAGGCACUAUUCCCGUCUCGCCUUCAAGUGUACACAAGCUCACCCAGGGUCUUGAUGGACUGGCCGAACGGUUGAGCGGUUAUCGGGAGCAGGGCGCCCGAUUUGCCAAAUGGCGCAACGUCUAUCGUGUUGGCGCCAGCGAUGCGGAUUAUAAGGUUACGGUCAACAUGGGGGCUGAGAUCCUGGCGCGCUAUGCGGCUCUGUGCCACCAGCAGGAUUUGGUACCCAUCGUCGAACCGGAAGUGUUGAUGGACGGCGCGCAUGAGAUAGAGCACUGUGCCGCCGUGACGUUAGAGGUGCAACAUGCGGUGUUUCAGGCACUGUACCGACAUAACGUUGAUCUUCGAUAUAUCGUUUUAAAACCCAAUAUGAUUCUGCCUGGCGAAGGGGUGGGCAAGGCCUCGCCAGACAGAGUGGCCGAAGCCACGCUUCAGGUGUUGAUGCAGACAGUGCCCGCGGCUGUGCCCAGCAUCAACUUUCUGUCUGGUGGACAAACUGAUUUAGAAGCCACCGCAAAUCUGCAAGCCAUCAAUCAAGCUGCAAGGUCAUUCACGGCGCCCUGGCUGCUGAGUUUUUCCUAUGGACGCGCGCUCCAGGCGCCGGUGUUGAAGGCCUGGCAGGGUCGCCCCGAAAACGUUGCUGUCGCGAAAGCCGAACUGCUGCAUCGCGCUGCUAUGAAUGGUGGAGCCGUGGCAGUCGAUAAGCGCGUGAGCGAACUGGAGUGGAUUGUGCUGGGUGGAGUACUGAUGAGUGGUAUCGCCAUGGUGGGUAGUGUGACCCUGGUGUUAAAACCCGCGACACUGGACCGGCUGCUGUUGCCACUGGUUGCUUUUGCGGCCGGUUCUCUGAUCGGCGGUGCGUUCUUUCACAUGUUACCUGCGGCGCUUGAAGCAGGCAGCGAUGGACUGGCGAUUGGCAUCUUGGUUGUCGCCGGAUUUUCAGCGUUUUUCAUCCUCGAGCAGUUUCUGCAUUGGCGCCACUGCCACCGGACGCAGAGUGACCGCAGGCAACCGUUGACGUAUCUGAUUCUGAUUGGCGAUGGGUUGCACAAUUUUCUCGGUGGCCUGGCGAUUGCCGGAACCUUCCUGAUCGACGUGCGUUUAGGCAUUACAACCUGGCUGGCUGCCGCAGCCCAUGAGAUUCCUCAGGAAUUGGGAGACUUUGGUGUCCUGAUCCAUGGUGGUUGGUCAAAAAGCAGUGCUUUGCUGUUCAACGUGCUGUCCGGAUCGACAUUUUUACUUGGCGGACUGGUGACUUAUGCCUUGUCCACCCAGGUGGACAUCAGCUGGCUGAUCCCAUUUGCGGCAGGCAAUUUCAUCUAUAUCGGUGCUUCAGAUCUGGUGCCUGAAGUGAAUAAACAUGGUGAAGUGAUGGAUAAAGACAUGAACAAUGAUACGACGGUUUAUCCGCUGGCUGGGUUCCCUGCCCUACAUCUGGCGGUUGACGGCGAUCGCAUCGAUAUUCGCCCUAUGUUGCCGAGUGAUGGUGCUGCGCUGCAGCAGUUUUUUCAGCGGAUUUCAGAGCAGGAUCGCUACUAUCUGCGCGAUGACAUUGCCGACCCUGAGGUGGUAGCGAACUGGGCGGAAAAUCUCAACUACAAUCGCGUGAUACCGUUACUGGCUCUGCAUGAUGAACGCAUUGUCGGCGAGGGUACGUUGCAUCGUCGGCAUGCAGCUGCGCGUCGGCAUGUGGGUGAAGUACGAAUUACAAUUGAUCCCCAGUAUCGGGAUAAAGCCAUUGGGCGUGGGUUGCUGCACAAGCUGGUUGAAGUCGCUAAAGAACGCGAUCUGGAAAGCGUGUUGUUCGAGAUUGCGGCAGAUGCAGAGGAGCCAGCGCGGCAGGCGGCGGCAGUGAUUGGCUUCGUGCCGGUUGCACAGAUUCCCGAUCAAUUCAGAGAUGCCGACGGUACAGCACAUGAUAGUCUGAUCAUGUGUCUCAAUGUCAGGCAGGAGUUUCCUCCACCACCCAGUAUUUUCUGA
Molecule: messenger RNA, 2241 nt
Organism: Symbiodinium necroappetens
Lineage: Eukaryota; Dinophyceae; Suessiales; Symbiodiniaceae
Source: the annotation of a GenBank genome assembly